This is a messenger RNA of Myotis lucifugus (little brown bat), 1458 nucleotides long. RefSeq names its product drebrin like (gene DBNL). Gene Ontology annotation, biological process: regulation of actin filament polymerization; postsynaptic actin cytoskeleton organization; positive regulation of dendritic spine morphogenesis. Gene Ontology annotation, cellular component: plasma membrane; cortical actin cytoskeleton; lamellipodium. Gene Ontology annotation, molecular function: actin filament binding. The coding region runs from base 43 to 1311 and encodes 422 amino acids. Lineage: Eukaryota; Metazoa; Chordata; Mammalia; Chiroptera; Vespertilionidae. The transcript has 12 exons. The record is from RefSeq and is a predicted model, not a curated record.
CGGGGCGGGCCCGGAAGCCGUGGCGCUGGGACGAGCCGGGCCAUGGCUGCGAACCUGAGCCGGAACGGGCCGGCGCUGCAGGAGGCCUACGCGCGCGUGGUCGCCGAGAAGUCCCCGACCGACUGGGCUCUGUUUACCUAUGAAGGCAACAGCAAUGACAUCCGUGUGGCUGGCACUGGGGAGGGGGGCCUGGAGGAGGUGGUGGAGGAGCUCAACAGCGGGAAGGUGAUGUACGCGUUCUGCAGGGUGAAGGACCCCAACUCUGGCCUGCCCAAGUUUGUCCUCAUCAACUGGACGGGCGAGGGCGUGAACGAUGUGCGGAAGGGUGUGUGUGCCAACCACGUCAGCACCAUGGCCAGCUUCCUGAAGGGCGCCCACGUGACCAUCAAUGCAAGGGCCGAGGAGGACGUGGAGCCUGAGUGUAUCAUGCAGAAGGUGGCCAGGGCCUCGGGUGCCAACUACACUUUCCACAGGGAGAGUAGCCGCUUCCAGGACAUGGGCCCUCAGGCCCCAGUGGGCUCCGUGUACCAGAAGACCAAUGCCGUGUCAGAGAUCAAGAGGUUCGGCAAAGACAGCUUCUGGGCCAAAGCAGAGGAGGAGGAGGAGCAGCGGCGGGCCCAGGAGAAGCAGCGGGCGGAGCAGGAGCGGCAGCAGCUGGAGCAGGAGCGCCGGGAGCGGGAGCUGCGGGAGGCCGCCCUCCGGGAGCAGCGCUACCAGGAGCAGGGCCAGGAGGCCAGGCAGAGCAGGAAAUCUGAGCAGCAGGAAGUGGUUUCGAGGAGCAGAGAGGAACAGGAGCCUGGUCAGCAGUCACCUCGGCAGAUGUUCAUGCAGAAGGAGAGAGCCGUGUCCACCGCAUCCACCUCCAGCCCCCAGCCAGGCAAACUGCGGAGCCCCUUCCUACAGAGGCAGCUCCCCCAGCCAGAGAGCCCCCUCGGCGGGGAGAGGGCUCACGCCGCCUCAAGGCCCAGCGCAGGUGUCUGUGAGCAGCCCGCGCCCCGUGCCCCUGAGUGCCUGGUGCAGGCGGAGGAGGAGGCCCUGUACGAGGAGCCCCCAGAGCAGGAGACCCUCUACGAGGAGCCCCCCACGGGGGAGCAGCAGGACAUGGGCUCUGUGCGUGUGGACCACUACCCCGGGCUGAGCGGGAAGGGCCUCUGUGCCCGGGCCCUGUACGACUACCAGGCAGGUACCGUGCCAACCCCCCCCCCCCACAGGCUCCUCAGGGGGGCAGCCCCAGGGGUGUCAGAAGACAGGAGGGCGAGAGAGGAGCAGGCCUCUCUGUGGGUCCUAGGCAGCUCUUCAUCCACAGCGUGACUCCCCUGUGCCACCCUCGUCGUAGAGCCUGAAGGUGUGACUGAGAGGUGGCUCUGGGGGUGGCCUUGGUGCGGGAGGAAGUGCUGUCUCCAGCCUUUGGCUGGGACGGGCCCAGAGCCAGGCCCUAGGGGAAGGUGUGUAGGGAAA